Molecule: messenger RNA, 5334 nt
Organism: Spodoptera littoralis (African cotton leafworm)
Lineage: Eukaryota; Metazoa; Arthropoda; Insecta; Lepidoptera; Noctuidae
Source: the annotation of a GenBank genome assembly
AUGAACAAGGAAGAUUCUCAGUGUGGCUCUAGCAAAGGUGUUCGCGGGUCGAGGUCGGCUCGGUUGCUCACGGAUAGUAUAUCGUCUGACGAGGGUCCAGAGACGGAAUGUCUGCUGUCGGCGCAGCUGCAGGCGGUGGUAGUGAACCCGGUGACGAGGCGACGAGAGUCCCUGACCGCGCCGCCCUCGCCGACCGAAUCCCGGAAGAAGCGGGACCACCACCACAGACAACACAACUACAAGAACCACUUGCACCAUCUCAUCCACUGGAGAGAUAUCUGGAGCGGAGAGCCACACAAAGGUCACGAGAGCCUGCACCGCAGCGAGUCGAUGGUAUCACUUGCUUGCUUCCGGACGCUCUCGCAGCUCGUCAACAGCGAUAACCUGGCAGAAUUGCAACAGUACAUCUCCAACAAUAAGAAUGUUUGUAUCGACGACAAAGAUGAGAAUGGCACAACGGCGCUCAUGUGUGCGAGCGAGAAUGGCCGAAUCGCAGCGGUACGGAUAUUGCUGGGAGCCGGUGCAGAUGCUACAGCCGCCGACGCAGAUGCUUGGACAGCUUUGGCGUUUGCGGCCCGUGGAGGACAUCUUGCCACAGCUAAGGAACUAAUAGAUGCCGGAGCUAUUGUCGAUUCUAGGGACUGUGGCGGUUGGACACCGUUACUGUGGGCGUCAUACAAGGGGCACGAAGAGAUCGUAGCAUUACUGCUGGAGAAAGGAGCUGAUGUUCAUGCACAUGGCAAUUAUAAUAUCAACUCGCUAGUAUGGGCGGCGGGUCGCAAGCACAGUGGGGUUGUGCAGCGGCUAUUGGCUGCAGGUGCGCGGCCAAACUCGUGCGACAAGUACGCCACGUCAGCGCUAACAUGGGCGGCAAGGGCUGGCGAUGUCGCGUCAUGCUCGGCGCUGUUAAGAGCUGGUGCUGAUGCUAACACCGCUGGCAUGUACUGCUGGACUCCACUACUGCAAGCUACACAUGGCAACCACUUCGAGAUCGUCCAAAUGCUGCUAGAACACAAGCCGAAUGUGAACGCGUUAGACAAAGACGGGUAUACCGCGCUAGCCAUCGCAUGUAAAGAGGGAUACUACGAUAUUGCUUUGGCUCUUAUUAACUCCGGCGCUUACAUUAACGUGCAGGAUCAAUCAAAAGACACACCUUUAAUACACGCAGUAAAAGCAGGACACAAGAAUAUAGUGGAGGCGCUACUAAAGAAACAUGUAGAUGUGGACCUGCCAGGCAAGGAGAAGAAGACGCCAGUAUACACUGCCACGGAGAAAGGACAUGUAGCCAUACUCAAGUUGUUACUAGCUUCCAAUCCUGACCUCGAACACAGUACUGUGAGCGGCGACACUCCAUUGAUGCGAGCGGUGCGCUCUCGUAAUGCGGAAAUGGUACAAUUACUGCUGGAGCGCAAAGCGCGCGUCAACGUCGCAGACAUCAGGGGAGAUACGGCGCUGCAUAUUGCUAUGAGAGCUAGGUCUAAGCAAAUCGUGGAAAUCCUCCUAAGAAAUCCGAAGAACAGUCAAUUAUUGUAUAAGCCGAACAAAUUGAAUGAAACGCCUUACAAUAUAGAUAUGAGUUACAAUAAGACUAUACUAGGACAGAUAUUUGGCGCCCGCAAGUUGAAUACUAAUGAAGACAAUGAGAAUAUGUUAGGGUAUGAACUGUAUAGUGCUGCACUAGCCGACAUGCUGUCUGAACCUAGCCUUUCGGUACCUAUAACUGUCGGACUAUACGCUCGAUGGGGAUCAGGGAAAUCAUUUUUGCUCAAUAAACUUAAAGAGGAGAUGAAAAAUUUUGCCCGACAAUGGAGUGAAACGGGCUGGGCGUGGUCGUGGGCGGUGUGGUGGGGCGCGUGGCACGUAGCGCUGUCCGCGUCGGCCGUCGCGGCCGUGGCGGGGGCGCCGCCCUACAUCGCGCUAGGGCUCUGCUUCGCGCUCUUCGCAUUCAUAUACAUAGCCCUGUAUAUACUAUGGUACACUGGAAAUAAAUACGAGUGGUGGUGGGCGGGAGGAGUACUAUCUGCGCUGGGUCGUAAGUUCAGCUCACUGUUACUGGCGCUGCAGGUUGUAUUCUGUCACCCACCGGGACCUAACGACCCUAGGGCGUUGCCAGCGACACCCAUUAGGUUUCAUUUCACCGAAGGCAUGAAAAGCGGAGGAGGUCAGGAGGGAGAGGCAAUGGUGGUUCAAAUGAUAGCGAGUUUGGGUGAGGCGCUGGAGUGUCAGUACGGGAGAAUAUGCACUCGGUUAGCAAGGGCCUUCCGACCUAAACCUGUGUCGUCUACGUCUGGUUGGAAGUGGCGGCGAGUUUGCUGUAUACCUCAUAUAAUUACAUUCGAGUUGUGCUUCACCUGCAUUAUCGUCGGGUUCUGCGUGCUCAUCAUGUACUUAACGGACAGGGAUCCUGACCCACAGCGGCGGGAGAUCCAGCAGGGGCUGAUGAUCGGCGCCUGCGCAGUGAGCGGCGCCGCGCUGCUCGCCAACCUAUACACGUGCGCGCGAGUGCUCGCCGCGCUCGUCCGCGCGCCGCGCUCCAGGCUCGCCAGGGCUGCUGCGUCUUCUCCGGCGGGGCUGAGACCUGAGGUCCAGGCUUUGACGCAUGUGGUGUCGUGUCUUGACGCGUUCACCGGCCAGCAGACCCGCCUAGUAGUGGUAGUGGAUGCCUUAGACAGCUGCGAACAAGAGAAGGUGCUAGCUUUACUGAACGCCGUUCAUGCUCUCUGCUCAGACCCUAAGAGCCCCUUCAUACUACUGCUGGCCAUAGACCCACACAUCAUCAGCAAGGCAGUGGAAAUAAACAGUCGGCGAGCAUUCUGCGAGAGCAACAUAGGAGGAUGGGACUACCUUCGGAACAUGGUGCAGCUACCGUUCUACCUCCAGAACUCAGCACUCCGCAGAGUAAAGACUGCUCAACAAACUGCUGCUAGAAGAAUGCAAGUCAUCAUGGCUGAUGACUUUUCUACGUCGCUGCAGAGAUCUGUAUCAGCACGCCGCCUAUCUUCAACAUCGGAGCUCAUGUCGAGUCAAGAGCGUAUCAAAGGUCAAGCGGCGCGAGAACGGCGGCUGCGGCCUUCGGAGUCCGUGGCCUCGUCCGUGGCCUCCGGGCUACACCGGGGCGCCACGGGGGGCGUGGGGGGCGCGGGGGCCGCCGACCUCAACAGGGUGCUACUGACUGAUGACUACUUCAGUGAUGUUAACCCCAGGAGCAUGAGGCGGCUCAUGAACGUGCUGUAUGUUACUGGACGUCUUCUAAAGGCCUUCCAAAUAGAGUUCAACUGGUACCAGCUGGCGUCGUGGGUGAACCUUACGGAGCAGUGGCCAUUCCGCACGUCCUGGAUCAUCUACCACCACGAGACUUACGAGGAACACAUCGAUGACUCCACCUCACUCAAACACAUUUAUGAAAAAGUAAAACCCCUGAUGAGCGGUCUUCGUGAAGCCAGUACAUUGAUGGAGCUGGACCGUGACGAGCGUAAACUGGAAGUGUUCCUGAGCUUCCACCGCGCCACCCUCACUGCUGCAGAUCUCAAGAUAUUUCUGCCAUUCACUAUCAACUUGGAUCCUUACAUCAAGAAGCUUAUCAAAGAGGAACAAAUGCAAAGUGGAGUGGACGAAGACGCGGGCGCGGGCGGCGCGGCCGCCGGCCUCGCGUGGGGACAACCACCCUCAAGGCAGCCACACUCCAAACUGUUCCCUAGGAAACACCGUUCGUCUCCACCGACCCAGCCGGCGGCGGCAGGUCCGGUCCCUGCUCAGCAGAUGUGGGUGGGGUGGGCCAACACUAGCGCGGGGUUCGUGCCACAGGCCAUCAACUCUCAACCAUUCCCCCCGCCACAGUACCAACAACCACCACCACCAGCUCAGCCACCACUACCACAGCAACCAACACAGAAUCCGUUCCAUAUGCUGAAGACUGCGUUCCCUGGUUUGUCGGACGUGUCCAACAUCCGGCUGUCGUCGCUGAGCGUGGAGCGCGUGUGCGGCGUGGUGCGGCAGGCGCUGGGCGCGGGCGCCGCGCACUGCGCCGCGCAGCUCGCACACCACAACGUCUGCGGGCUCGUGCUCGCCGUCUGCAGGCUGCAGGAUCUGGAACCGAUUCUAGAACUGCCAUUUGGUGAUUGGGAACUAUUCAAACUGCUUAUCGUGAAUCUACGUGAGCUAGAAGCAAAUAUGCCGUCGACAGUACCAACUGUAGCUGUAAUGUCUGAAAAAUCGGCAGAAACAGAAAUCGACUCUACGUCUACAAAGCCACCAAGACACACACUAGAGACCCAACGCAGUCGACCUUCAAAUGUUGAGAAACAGGUAACUCUGGAGGAGCAAAUGAUCUGCGGCGCGCUCCAAACACUAAACGAGGAGGCCCUCGAGGACGUGCUACAGUCGGAGCCCCCCUCCCACCCAGACGAGGAGAGCGUGCUCCAGCUACGAGUGGGCGCAUCCUCAGUAUGCGGCACCCCGGCCGGCAGCCCGCGCCCUCUGCGUCGCGACCCAUCCAUACUCAAGGGAGGAGGCUCCUUCCGCGCGCGACGCGUCACUGGGGACCCACCUGCCGUCACAUUCAACGUCGAGCACGAGGACGAUUCCGACUCCGACGGACAGAUCACGUUCAGCGCGCGCCCCCGCACCGCACGCCUCGACGAAGUGCCGCGCCGCGCCGCCCCCGCGCCCCGCUCGCGCCCUUCCUCCCUGCUGGUGGCUCCGGAAGAUGCAGUGGACGUGGCCGGCCUGGCCGCGCGCUCGCUGUCCGUGGAGGACUCCACACGCACGGGCUCGCCCAUCGUCGACCUCAAGCUGCGCGGCCUGCGUCGCACCGCGGAGAUACUUCGCAAGGUCAGCUCGGCGGAGCGCUUGUCGCGUCUUAAGGAUAAGAUCAUGUCGCGCGGCGGGGGUUCGCGGGAGCGCAGCCCUGCACGCGACGAGCCCAGUGACGAUGAGUCCGCACCACUCGUGUCCCCGGGUUGCGCCCCUCUCCCCGUCCCAGUAGCUAUAGGCUCGCCUGGCCCAUCCUCGGAAACGUCCACCUUGGCGGGGGCGGCGGAAAAUGGCAGUGCGUCAUUGUCGCCACGCUCCGACGUCACAGACCUGGAGUCGCCGCGUGACGUGGGCAGUGCAUUCGACCUGCUGCCGGGCGACAAGAGCUCAGUAAGCACAGCCGAGCGAGGAGUGCGGGUGGAUGCUCGGCUGGAGCGCGCGGGCAGCAGUGCGUCGGUGGGCAACAUGGUGGAGCCGUACAACAUGCGGCUGCUGGGCGAGGCGGGGCGCGCGCUGUGGCGACAGGACGCGCUGGACGCGGGCCCGCCGUGGCCGUGGGACGAGCCGGACUCUGCGGUGUGA